Dendronephthya gigantea is the source of this 1962-nucleotide messenger RNA. RefSeq lists its product as uncharacterized. Gene Ontology annotation, molecular function: DNA binding. The record is from RefSeq and is a predicted model, not a curated record. The transcript has 3 exons. The coding region runs from base 1 to 1962 and encodes 653 amino acids. Gene Ontology annotation, biological process: DNA integration; DNA recombination. NCBI's taxonomy places the organism in Eukaryota, Metazoa, Cnidaria, Anthozoa, Malacalcyonacea, Nephtheidae.
AUGGAGGGCAUUCACAUGUUGCGGGAUUUACUGAAAAAGGACGAUUUUCUUGUGAAAAUCGACCUCAAAGAUGCGUAUCUGACGGUACCGAUUUGCAAAAAUCACCAAAAAUACCUCCGUUUUCUCUGGAAGGGCACAAUGAUGGAAUUCAGGUGUCUCCCGUUUGGGCUAGCCACAGCUCCAAGGAAAUUGCGAAAAAUUCGCAAGAAGUGUCAGGGGCUGUUGGAUCAAGGCUCAAUUUCAGUUCGCGAAUUGUCAAAAUUCCUGGGCCUCCUGACCUCAUCCAUUCAAGCGAUAUUUCCAGCCCCUAUCUAUUACAGACAUCUUCAGAGGUUAAAGAAUAUAACUUUAUCCUCCCAAAAAACCUACGAGGCCUUGGUUGCUUUAGAUCCCCCGGCCAGAGAAGAAAUUCUUUGGUGGAGAGACCAUCUCCAUGCAUGGAACGGCCGGGCUCUGUUUCAGGACCAUGUGGACCUCAUAAUAGAGACUGAUGCCUCGCAGAAGGGAUGGGGAGCAUGUUGCGAAGGUGUGAGAACAGGGGGCCCUUGUUCCUUCAAAGAAAAGAAAUAUCACAUCAACGGUCUCGAACUCCUAGCAGGUUCCUUGGCGAUCAAAACGUUCACCAAAUCCAGAGUUUGUGCUCAUGUAAGACUGUUGAUGGACAACACAUCGGCAGUUGCUUACAUAAACAAGAUGGGAGGUACCCAUUCCCAAGCUCUGGCCAAUUUAGCAAUAGAUCUUUGGGAGUGGUGCUUCCAAAAUCAGUUGGUGGUGUCUGCUCAGCAUCUACCCAGAUACUUGAAUAUGAGGGCAGAUCAGGAGUCCAGAGUGAUUCAGGACUCCAGCGAUUGGAAGCUGGACCCAUCAGUGCCGGUGUUUACGGCAGGUGAUGUAUCAAAAAGUGGACCAUCUGGUGCUGGUAGCACCAGUUUGGGCCACUCAGCCUUGGUACCCACUACUUCUGCAACUCUGCGUGGAUUUGCCGAUGAAGGGCAGUCAAGCUCACCCUCUGGACAAUCUGCAGUUAGCUGGGUGGAGGCUGUCAGCAAAUGUCACGAAACUACAAGCCUUUCAGGGGAAGCUAGAGACAUUUUGUUGGCAGCCUGGAGACAGAACACCAGUAGCACCUAUGCCUCUGCUUGGAGUAAGUGGGUUAGCUGGUGCGAUCAACAACAAAUUAAUCCACUUUCAGCACCUAUAGAAAGUAUUUUAGAAUUUCUUACAAGGCAAUUUAAGGAUGGUAAGGCGUAUAGAUCUAUUAAUGUUUAUCGCUCAGCUUUAUCCUCAGUGCUGCCUCCGGUUGAUUCUUGGAAAGUUGGGGCUCAUCCUUUGGUUUCUCAAUUACUAAAAGGAAUGUUUAAUUUGCGACCUCCUCAACCAAAAUACUCUCAUACUUGGAAAGUUUCCCAGUUGUUACGUUUUAUUAAAUCACUUGGGCCAAAUGAUACGCUCAGUCUUAAACUUUUGUCCUUCAAGUUAGUAACACUUUUGGGUCUAACAGCUCCAGAUAGAUCUUCAGAUUUAGCGAAAAGAGAUUUGAGAUUCCGUACUUUUCAUCCUGAGGGAGUGUCCUUCGCACUCUCUGGCCUCUCAAAAACGUCUAAGCCGGGAGAUUCGCCUAAGACAAGCUUUCAUGCAGCGUUUAAAGAGGACAGGGACCUUUGCCCAGUAGAAUGUUUAAAGAGUUACAAAAUUAGAACUGGUGACUAUCGUUCAGGUGAAAAACCUACUAGUAACAAACUGUUUUUAUCCUAUAUUUCUCCUCAUAAUCCCGUAUCGUCAUCAACUUUAGCCAGAUGGAUAAAAUCUUUGCUGCAAUUAGCGGGCAUAGAUACGUCCAUUUUUUCAGCGCACUCGUUAAGAGGGGCGGCUACUACGGAAGCAUUAAAUCGGAAGGGUGUAUCAGUAUUAGAUAUUUUGGGUAUGGCAGACUAUCUCGUCUCGUAUCUCUCAUAUAAUUAA